Pomacea canaliculata is the source of this 8433-nucleotide messenger RNA. Its product is annotated as lisH domain and HEAT repeat-containing protein KIAA1468-like. The record is from RefSeq and is a predicted model, not a curated record. Gene Ontology annotation, molecular function: protein binding. Gene Ontology annotation, biological process: intracellular cholesterol transport. Lineage: Eukaryota; Metazoa; Mollusca; Gastropoda; Architaenioglossa; Ampullariidae. Bases 24 to 3680 code for a protein of 1218 amino acids. Gene Ontology annotation, cellular component: trans-Golgi network; recycling endosome. The transcript is spliced from 28 exons.
UAUUGACCCACGUGAUAUGCAAAAUGGCGGCGAACCUGAAUCCCUUCGAAGAUCAGGAUCACCAAGAAUGGUUAGAUGAUGAAAUAGAAACUACAAUACCUUCAGCAAUUAAAUCACCCACACCGUCAGAAAGUCUGGAAAUUACCUGGGACAUAGUUGCAAGCAAACUUCUUAAAGAUAAUUUUAUUCUUACUGCUUUAGAACUACAUACUGAACUCGUAGAGUCAGGACGCGAACUUCCUCGAUUACGAGACUAUUUCUCCAAUCCUGGAAAUUUCGAGAGAACGAAAGAGGACACGCCUUCACCGACACUACCUCGUACAUCAAGUGUGCAGACAUUUGAUUCCCUUGACUUUGCACGUUAUUCUGAUGAUGGAGAACGUCAAGUCGAUGAAAGAGUAGCAGUUUUAGAGUUUGAGCUUCGGAAAGCACAAGAGAACAUAAAAUCUCUAAGAGCUACAUUAACUCGGGAAGCAGAAAGUGAAAUAGUGACACCUAACCGUCAGAAGAAGGAGGAUCUGGGAAACAAACAGGAUGACAACAUUCGCCCCCUGGAGAAAAAGGCACUCAACUUCCUUAUCAAUGAAUACCUGUUGUCAAAUAAUUAUAAGCUGACAUCUGUCACCUUUGCAGAGGAGAAUGAAGACCAGGAUUUUGAAGACUGGGAUGAUGUGGGCCUUAACAUGCCUAAGCCACCAGGUGUGGUUCAACUCUUCCGUGACUAUGGAACACACACUUCUCCAGCUUGUGAAACCCAGGACAAAAGUUGCCAGGCAGAUUUGGAUAGCAAGAAGUAUACGGAGAUGCUACAGGAAUGGGACAGUCUGCAGAAUCAGCUGGAAACAAAAGUGGAAGAAUUGGAAAAUGAGUUACAUUUGCUAAGGCAGGAGAGAGAUACCCUGUCACAGCAAGUUGACAUUUUGAAAAUAGGAAGCUCUCGUGCAUCAGCUGCCAUCACACCUGUAGCAGCAGUGAAACCACAGAUGUUGGAAUCCAAAGAUGCCUUACCUGGAGGUAGACAGGCAAUGCCAUCCCAGGAAAGACAUGAAUCAAGUGUGUUUGGGCAGUUGGAAAGUUCACCUUCAUCAGAGAACUUGACAGCAAAAGGCAGUAUGUGUGAGGUCAAUGGAUACACAGCAGUUGUUGAUAUGACAGAUGGUUCUACAUUUGAAGAAACUGUGCCAGGACUCGAACAAGAAAGUGCAUGUGAUAUUGAUAGCAUUUCUGUGCAGGAGAAUGAGGUGGUUGAAGUUAGCAUCCCUACAAAUGGGAAGAAUAAUCCAAGAGAUACUAGUUGGGAUGCAGCUUCGGGUACAGAGAACACUAAAACAUGUAGCAAAAAUGGUGAUAUUACAAGCAGAGGCAUUAACACAACAGAAAAGUCUUUCUUUGGGGAUUCAGGUCUUUCCAGGUCUGGUACAAAUUUUCAUAACAAAAGACAUUUGUCAGCUACAUUCCAAAAGGCAUUGCAGCAGACAGCAUUCCGUGUGUCAAAGGAUAACAGAAUUGUGUCAGAAAUGUCAUACCUCUCAAAGUCGGAUGGUAUAGAAGUGGUGUCCAUGUUAGGACGAUGUCUUCCACACAUCGUACCAAAUGUUCUUCUUGGCAAACGAGAGGAGUUAAUUCCCUUGAUCUUGGCAACAGCCAUGCUCCACCCAGAUUCAAAAGAGCGGGAUCGCCUGCUGAAUAUUCUCUUUAACCUCAUCAAGAAACCUGAUGAUGACCAAAGGCAGAUGAUCCUUACAGGCUGUGUUGUGUUUGCGGAGCAUGUGGGAGCAGAGAGACUAGUGGAGGAAUUAUUGCCACAAUGUUGGGAACAGAUAAGUCAUAAAUAUGUAGAGAGACGACUAUUGGUAGCAGAAGCUUGUGGCGCCUUAGCAUCAUACUUACCUCCUGAAAUGCUGAGUUCUUUGGUUCUGUCAAUGCUCCAGCAAAUGUUGCUGGAUGACAAAGAUGACGAUGUACGAGAUGCUGUAGUUCGAAGUCUGGGUCUUCUUUUGGGUUUUAUAACAGAUGCUGAUAAAUAUACACAGGCAUAUGACCUGCUACAAAUAUCUCUCCGAGAUCCUUCUGAGAAAGUUCAGCAUACAGCUCUUCAGAUUCUCCUUCCUUCAUUUGCCAUUUGGUCGUUUGAACUGGGGCGGCUUGAACACCAGCUGGUUCACUCCACUCUCCGAGAUCUGGAGGACAUAGUUAAGGGGGCAUUAGCUCUGCAGAAGACCAACAGUUCAACAACACUUCCAUUGAAUGAGACCCGCUUCCUUCUUCUCUUGUCGGUUUUACAAGAGCUGCUUCCUUUCCUUUUUAUUUGUGUUUCGGAGACAUGUCCUUCUUCAUCCGUCCAGCCAGAGGAUGGUUUCUUACUUGAUGUCUCUUACAUGCCUCCGUCCAGCAGUAAUUUGUCUGACAUGCACGUCAUUGCUGGUGGAGAGGGUCGACUCCUUGGCCUUGUUCAACAGUAUGAAAGCCACAUACAACAAGAGUGGUUUGAACCUUGGGAUCAACUCAACUGGCUUGUAAACAACUUAAUUCCUCGAAUGCUUGAGGUUAUGAUGGGAGUAGGGUUAUCACUUCCACGUGUUGUCUCUGCACUAUGCACCUUCUUCUACAGAUUUUGUCGAAUGUUUGGGAAGACGUUCACAUACAAGAAGGUGAAGUUAAAAUUCAAGGAACUUGUUGAUCUACCAGAAGAGUGCUUAGAUUCUCAAGUCAGCAUGGGUCAUACAGCCAUUACUACCUGCAUUGUACCUGUCUAUGCGUCAGGUGUCCUUCUUUCUUUCAGCACAGAAGAGUCAAGGAAAGAAGUAAGCUUGUUCCUUAAAAAAGUUCUCUGCACGCUGGCAUUCUGUCAGACAUCCCUGGACAGUUUGCGUGCAGCAUUCCUUCAGCUAAAGUCUGAUUCGGCAAAUCAUGAACUUCUUUUGGGAGUUUUGUGGGAUGGCGUGGUACACUCUGCAUCUGUAGUUCGGGCAACAGCUGCUUCACUUUUUGAGUUGCUGAUUCAAGGAGUGAGUGAUGCUCUCAUUUCACAUCGGGUCGUCCCUGCUUUAGUCACUUUGGCCAAUGACCCAGAAGUGUCAGUGCGGAUGGCAACGAUCCCAUCUUUGGGCGGCAUCAUUGAGAAUGUAACCAUCAGAGAGGUGUUGGAUAGAGUCUACAUGCAGUUGCAAACUUUCUUUGACGACCCCAUGUACAGGGAGCACCAUGCUGUUCUUGUUGAGCUUAUUCGCACUCUAGCUCGGUGUGGGCCCAAUGCUGAACCCAAGUUCCAGGAUGAAUUCAUCUUGCCUCGCCUGGCUGCCAUCGCUUCAGCGAAUAACCAGACAGGCAACGAGACGAAAAAGGCAGACAUUGCCCGGCAACUCUUCGACGCCUACAGCGCCAUGUCCUGCUGCUUUCUAAAUGAGCAGCUUAUUCAGGAAGCCAUGUUGCCAGGACUACGAUGCUUACGACAGGAUCUUGCCUCCACAGCACCUGAGCAUGAGGAGGUUGUCUCCUCCAUGAUACGCGACUAUGAGGCCAAACUAAUGGCAAGGCCAGAGAGCUACAACCAGGAUAAAUUAAGGACAUCUAGUGUGACCUCAGGGAGUGGUGAAGACAUGAAAGCACGGGUCAUGUCCCGCAUCAAGGAUACAACUGCAAAAGCUAACAUCAGCAACAUCUUCACACGCAAGAAGUAGUGGUGAUAAGACUGGCAAACAUCCAGAAAACUUAGGAGGCGCCAUGGAAAGGAAUUUGCAUAUUUCCAUAGAAUUUAAACAUUUUAGAAACAACAGAUCAAAGCUGACAAGCAGAUCUCUUCAUUCUGUUCACAGCAGGACUGUUUUGGGUUUUAAAGAGAAUUUUUUCAGCAGGAGAGGAGAUGGUAACAUUUAUUUGCAUUAUUGAAUGAUAGUCCAGAGAUCAAGUGUUUAUUUGCAUGAAAUGAUUUUGUGAUUCAAUUCCAUAAGCUUGACUUUGUAACAUGUAGGAUAUGUAGCAUUGUAAUGAAGCAACAAUGUCUGCCAUGCAUAAUGAUGGAAAUGGUUUGUUGUUGAUCUGCAGAACAUGCUGGACAUGAAAUAAGAGAUUUACUUUCUUUUUUGUCUUUAAGUUGUGUAAUGGGUAGUGGAGGGAAAAAGGACUUGCUGUGCUGUUUCGCUAUUGCCUUUUGCGUGAUUUGUUGCAUUAGUAUUUUUUUAAUUAUUUUUUGUAAACAGCUUGUUCACGGCACUUAGUCUCAUGACAGUUAAAUCGUUGAUGUAAUAACAGCAUCCAGUGAAGAUUCUGAUUAUUGUAGUGUUUAAAUUUGUGUACAUUGUAAGGAUCGCCUGUUUUUGAUCUUCAGUGAAUACCAGAGGUACUUAACAGAUGUAUUGAUAUAUGUUUUUAUGUAUCCAUGAAUGUGCUCACAAAUACAUAUCCAUAUUCCAAUGCUGACGUAUAAACUUAUGGCAGGCAACAAGCAGGUAAUCUCAUUUGUAACCAUUGUCAUCUUGUCUGAAGCACAGCAGGUUUUACUAACUUACACAUUAUCGCUUUGCAGUGAAAACAACCUUUGUUUCUGUUUCACACAGGUUGUUAGUGGACAGUCUUGGGAAAAAAGUCCUAGCAGCUGCAAAUAAAGAGCUUUGAUCUCUCAUUAUUUGAUGUUUUGUUGGCUCUUGCAUUGCUAAGACUUGUUUUAUAUCAGAACAGUCCCAGAAAUAUUUGUAGUUCAAAUCAUAAACUAGAAGUAGUAUAUUUUAUAUCAAUAGAUCACAUGCGCUCAUUUGCUAUGUGCAGAUUAUUUGCUGCAUGCUUAUUUUCUCACAAUUGAUGCAGGCACAAAAAGAAGACAUUAGCUUCUGUAUACAAACAGAAGAUCACAGAUUAAUAAAAUGCUUUAAAGGCUGCUUUUGCCCAUUCUUAUGGAAAGAGCAUAUAGAAUUAUCAGGUUUUUUAGAGGGUUUUUUGGAUCCAUUGACAAUUGAUUUCUAUUUGUUUUGUUUUUGGUGUAAUGAUUAUAGCUAUGCAUUCCAUUUUCUUAUGUGGCCACCUUAGAAUGGGUUUGACCAAGUGCAUCUGUGAUGUUUCAAACUGUCAGUGGCCCAAGCCUGAUAUUUCGAUGUUUAUAUUAACGCCAAAGUUCAUUUGUUGUCCUAUUUUUUAAUUUAUCCAGUUCUCGCUAUUUAAAGCCAGCUCCUGUUUUGUAAGUGAUGCAUCUAACACUCAGCAUGUUCACCUAGAUGUUUACUACCCAUGAAUAAUAGCUGCUUUCUUAUAGAUCACUUAAAUGUUAAUAUCGGAAUGUAAAUGUUUCAGUGAGAAAGGCCUGUUAACACCCUGUGAGGCUUACAGUGUUGUUUAUAUUCAAACUCCCAAGUUGCAAUUUGAACUUUGAAUUUCCCAUAGCUUGAAAAAAAAAUGAUUUUUUUAAAUAAUAUCGUUUAGAUAGAGUCUGUUUAAAAAAAUAGGUCCAGAUGGUAUCUAAAGUUUUUAGCUCAUUUUCUUACAAUUGAUGUGGUGUGGUCUCUGUUUUGUAACCAGAAUUUGUUCUGCAUGGCAUUAUUCAGUGGACAGUCUUGAAAGAUAAUGUCACAGAUCUGGUUAUGUGCAUGCACUUCAUGUUUAAAUGGGCAUCGUCUACGGGUGGCAAAGAAUCCCAUUUUCUUAUAGCUGUGUACACACACUCAUAGCCUCCUGCUGUCCAGGAAUACAAUAGGGUUAAUAAGCCAUAGUCUAUCAUUAUGAUCAAUAUGACAACCAUGAUCUUUUGUGCAAUAACUUCUGGGAGGUUUUUGUUGUUAAUGAAAAGCACUUUAAUUAUCAGUUAUUUUUUUAAUCAUUAUAAUGUUGCUAUGUGAAAAGUUCUUUGUAUAAAAUAGACUUUUUCAUCUCUCACAAUUAUAAUUUAUACACAGUACAGCUUUGCUUUUUAGGUGUUUCACAUAUCCUCGUUAAGGGAAUGCAGGCAGGACACUCAAGUUUAAAACCAUGUUAAUAUAAAUGAUGUAACCAACCAAGCUCCGUUUUUCUUUUAAAAUUAGUCAUACCAUCUAAUGUACAGAUAGGGACAUCUGUUCUAAAAGGUUUGCUACAUUGCUAAUGGCUUUUUCUGCAACUUAUUCCUUCAUCAAGUGCAGCUUGUCCUUCAUGGGAAUGUAUGCAUGUGGUGCUCAAAAUGAAAAAAAAAGGAAACCAACAAAAAAACAGUACAUAUCAGUAUGCAGCAGUGCAACAUCUUGUGCCAUUUGAUUGGUUGUUGAAUCUUGCACUGAAAGCUUUAAAUAGUUCUGUAGGGUUUUGUGAGCCCAAAAUAAUUAUUGUCAAUAAAUUAAAAACUAUCUUUAGCUUUGUGGUCCUACCUAACCACUGUUCCUCUCCUAUAAUCUGCUUUCUUGAAUGUGUUAUAUAUGGUUUUGUAUGGAAAAGUAGAAAUUGUAAAGGUAGACUGUGAAAGGAUCAACAGCAGACUUGAGAAAUGGAAAGUUAAGUAACAAUUGUCUGACAGCAAGACAUCUUUAAGAAUCCUUAUGCACUAAAAAUUAAAGGAAAAAAGACUUUUAAGACCAAACUUGUCGACUCAAACUCUAAUUUCUCCUUUUAGUUUAAAGGGAAAUUAAUUUUCUUCCACCAGAAAGCAAGACCUUUAUCACCAAGAGAAAUUCCUGUUCCCCCUCCUACUCCAUGUUUAGGUGUGUGUGCACAAAUCUGCCAUUUUAUUUUCAACUAGAAAUACCUGGUGUCCUGCAGCUUUAGGAUGUGUACAGUACUGUGUAAAACGUUUCAUUUCCAUGUAGUUUAUACUUUGUACCCAGAAAAACAUAACGAAUGCAUGCCUGAGCCAGUCACUUGAAUGUUUGAAUAUAAAAAAAUGGUCAGUGGCUUUUAAAAUGGACUUUACUAUAAAAAAAAAAAGUACAUUGUUGCUUUCACAAAGAUCUGCUUUUGUCGUGAAAUUUUUUGUGGUUGUGAUUUCCAGUGAAACUGUACACAAGAGAUUUUUUUAAAGUAUUCUGUGAUUUAAUUGAUUUUGUUGUCAACCAUGUCAAGUUUGUUGAGUGUCACAUAUUGAAUGUCAUCACUUGUUAUAAAAUGGUUAGGGUUUCUUGUUGAGUGUAGGGGGUACUUAGGUGUUGUCACAAGUACUGAUAAUUUUUCAAGUGUGAUGAAUGACUGAUCAAGAAAAUUAACACUUAAUACUGCCAAAACAAUUUAGAACAUGCGAAAUAUAUAUCACUGAUAUUGCCACAAUCUGAGAUACAUAAAUUAAUGACUUUUUUAAUUGUCUUUUGAGGUUUGAAAUAAAAUUGUUGCUAUCAGCAUUUGCCUCUUUACUAAAAUCUUCUAGUAUUAUUCUUGGCAUCUUAAUAAGUCAGGUCCCUUAACAUUCUUAUUAAAGGAGAAAUGAAAUGUGCCUGACUAGUUUAGCAUAGAGAAUGGGCAAAGCUAUCAGUGAAUUCCAUGCAAAUUUCAAAAUACUUUAUCAGGUUUAUGCUAUUAAUUUUGUGACAACUAUACUUUGUAAAAUACUUUAAUCUCAUGUUCUGUAGUUUGAUUCUCACUUCGGUCCCUUGCGGGUUCCACGAGUCAAUGUACCCUGUCAGAGUGAGAACACAUCAAAUCCAGGUUAUAUUUUUCUUUAGCAAUAUUUGGCAACUUUAAUUCCAGACUAUCACUGUGUGUUGUACUCAGCAGUAAAUCAGUUAGGUAAUCAUUUCUUUUAAUUUUCAAUGUGCAGGCUUGCCCAAAAGUAUGAUGCUUGUCAAUUUGAAAUUACUUUAAAAAAUGCAAAGACCUAAGAACUUUAACAGAAGAUACAGAUUAACAGACAGUAGCUAUAUUUUAAAAACCAUCAGCCACUCUGCUUUCCUCCAGAAAUGAUCUGAGAUGUUAAGCAGUAUAAAUGCAAACAAAAUUAGAAGGAAAAAUGCAGCCUGUGAUAAAAUUCCUUAAGGUGAAGUUGGAGUUCUAUAAGGUGCAUUGUCAGCUCAGCUGAAUCGUCAGUUGUAAGUGCACCAUCUCUUGACAGCAGUUUUGGUAAGUGUUAAGCAUUAGGUUUCUAGGUAGGAGUACCCCAGUCUUUCUACUGUCUGAUCUUUAUCUGUGCUGAAGGGAAUUCAUAUUUGUGCCUUUUUCUUUUGCAUUGAGACACCAUUUUUUUCCUCACUGAAUGCAAAAUAUGAAAGAAGUAAUAUUAUGUCUAUGUACACCGUCCACAAUUUUGGAGUUAUUUGAAAAGAACCCUAUAAAAAUGCAAAAGCGAAUGUAUCCUCCAUGAUGUGUGUUGUACUACUUAUUACAAAGAGUGCAUGACAUCAUCUCUGUGGUCUAGUGUGUAUAUUUCCAGUUUCUCUUACAGCACAGUGUGAUUCAUACAUUCGGAUGUGUGCUUUUAAUGCAUCUGUAACACAUUUUACCAGCGCAUAUGGAUUUGACAUUAACAAAAUAUUAAACAUCAUCAGCAAACAA